CUGAGCAGCAGCCAGUUGUGUUUUUCCCCUCGCCGAGCUCACUCACUCUCAUCCUCUGCUCUGGCUCCCAUGCACUCUGAGGCUCCAAGGACAGCACAGACCUUUCCUCUCCUCCUCUUCGUCCAGUCUCGUAUCUGACAGGAUUUCUUUCUUUUUUUUCUCUCUUCUUUUACACGUGUCUCUCUCUUCUUUCUCUACCGGCUCCUUGGGCAUUAGUGGGGUACCAGUGUGUGUGUGUGUAUGUGUGUGUGCUCGGGGGUGUCAGCAUGGAAGCAGUGGCACUGUACACGUUUCGUGCCACAGAGAGUGAUGAACUCAGUUUCAACAAGGGAGACAUGCUCAGGAUCACCAACAUGGAAGAUGAUCCGAACUGGUACACCGCUGAGCUCCACAACAGGAAAGGCUUUGUGCCAAAAAACUACAUCAACUUGAGGCCACAUGCGUGGUUCGCAGGCCGAAUAUCUCGUGGCGUGGCUGAGAGUCGACUUAGACACAGAGAGUGCGGCGCAUUCCUCGUCAGGGAGAGUGAGAGUGCUCCUGGAGAGUUCUCAAUGUCUGUUAGUUAUGGCGACCACGUUCAACAUUUCAAGGUGCUGCAGGACCGCUGCAGCCAGUACUACGUGUGGGACGAGGCCUUCUCCUCCCUCAACGAGCUGGUGGACUUCUACCACAGCAACAGCAUUGCUAAGGAGAGGACGGUGUAUCUGAGAGACCCGGAGCACUUUGCCAGGCGCCCCCAUCAGGCGCACGCUCUCUUCGACUUCACCCCCCACCACCCGUCGCAGCUGCGCUUCCUGCGCGGAGACGUCAUCGAACUCAUGGACUGCUCGGACGCGGUACGUUGGAGGGGUCGUUGUCACGGACGCGUGGGCUACUUCCCCCCGGAGUACGUCCAGCCUAUGUACCAAUGACAGUGACCCCCAUAGGACAUCAAAGACACGGGUUCGUCGGCGAGGCAUCCGGACCCCCGCCUCGCCUCCCACCCCCCAAAAAAACAAACACUGCUCUCCUUCUCCACCCCUACCCACUGACCUGCGGAGGGAACGACUUGAUUGAGGCUUUAAAGAACUGAUUCCUCUCACGUCUAGGUCAUCGCAGCUUUCACUCUCUUCCACUUGAUUCUUCAGCUCGACUAUAAAAGUGAGGACAAAUCUUAAAAACACGCGCCUGUAAACUGUGGAAGACACGGUCAGAAACGAACAAAGACACACAAUCCUAACCAUAAUAAUUUUCUUAAAACUUAUCGGAGCGGGUGAACCCUCACUAAGGGUGCGAGUAAAGACCCCAAGGAAGUUUUUUUUCCCCGUCCAGAGCUUCUCGAUCUGGAGGGAGAUCCAGUGAAGAGCAGCGACUCUGAGGACCCUGACGUCAGACCCCUUUGUCACUGAGACGGAGGGUGGAAGCAACGUCUGGAUAUGACCACAUGUAAACCUGUGAACUUCAGGGGCAUUUGUUUGAGGAAAUAGUCUGCUACUGGGAGACUAAGUUCAGAUGUGACUGUGUGUGAACUGCUUGCCCUGUGUGCGUGGGUGUGUGUGGUAUGGCUUUGUAGAGACCUGAUUGUGAAUCACUAAAGGAAGUCCCCGUAUUGCCGUGAGGACCGAGCUAAAAUACUGCUUUGAAAAUACACUGCUUAAAAUGUAAUGAGCUUAUUUUAUUUGCCGACCAUAUGUAUUUAUUCCAACUCGUGUGUGUGUGUGACCUGUAAAAGCGUAUAUUGUAAAUAGAAUUCUUCAUUACUGAAAGCAAACAUUUGACAUCAUUUACAAUAUGAACUUGGACUCGUCUUCCAUUACUUGUUAUGAGAAAUCAAUUAAAGAAACAUAUAGGUUUACCUCUUUGACCCUGCUCUCUUAGCACAAGAUAAAUAAAUAAAAACUGUUGCCAUCA
Molecule: messenger RNA, 1890 nt
Organism: Fundulus heteroclitus (mummichog)
Lineage: Eukaryota; Metazoa; Chordata; Actinopteri; Cyprinodontiformes; Fundulidae
Gene: grapa
Product: GRB2 related adaptor protein a
Exons: 5
Coding region: 267-911 (214 amino acids)
Molecular function (GO): protein binding
Source: RefSeq, a predicted model, not a curated record